This is a messenger RNA of Chiroxiphia lanceolata (lance-tailed manakin), 473 nucleotides long. Its product is annotated as bolA-like protein 1. NCBI's taxonomy places the organism in Eukaryota, Metazoa, Chordata, Aves, Passeriformes, Pipridae. Gene Ontology annotation, cellular component: mitochondrion. The record is from RefSeq and is a predicted model, not a curated record.
AGGGCGUGGUCCGUUCGGCCCGUGGGCGUGGCUGCGGGCGUUGGGUCACGUGACGCGCCGGUGUCACGUGACGGCGGCGGGGAGAUCCCGGGCGGCGUGAGCGGAACGAGCGCCCCUCUCCGAUGCGGGGUCCCCUCCUGGCGGCCACGGGGGGGGGGGCCAUGGGUGGCCCGGGGACCCCUGGCCGGGCCAUCCGCGACAAACUGACGGCGGCCCUGCAGCCCACCCACUGGAGGUGCGGGACGACUCCCCCGCCACGGGGGCCCCCCCGGCGCCGAGAGCAUUUCGGGGUGCUGGUGGUGAGCGGGCGCUUCGCGGCUCCCCCGCUCCAGCGGCACCGCCUGGUGCACGAGGCGCUGCGGGACGAGCUGGCCGGGCUGCACGCCCUGCAGAUCGUCGCCCACCCCGAGCAGUGGCAGAGCGACCCCCAGGCCCCCCCGGCCCCCUGCCUGGGGGGCUCCAAGCGGGACAGG